GGGUUGUACUUUGCAAACUGUGCAUCGAAGUCGGUGAGUUAUUGUACGUAUAACAAUAGCCAAGAAGGGUGUAUGUUGUUCUGUGAAGUUGCACUUGGUAAGCAGUGGGAGACUUUACACGACAAGUACAUGGAAAAACCACAACCAGGCACUGAUUCGACGUAUGCACUUGGUAUGGUUGAGCCAGAUCCCAAAGAGACUGUUACUAUUGAUGAUGGACUCAAAGUAGCUAAGGGGAAGAUCAUCAACAUGAAACUCAAAGACUCGUGGAAUUCACACUCCGAGCUCAUCGUUUAUGAAGUGCCGAGAGUUAGAAUCAGAUAUAUGAUCAUCUUUAAACUUUAA
Messenger RNA from Entamoeba invadens IP1, 345 nucleotides. Its product is annotated as poly ADP-ribose polymerase, putative. Gene Ontology annotation, molecular function: NAD+ poly-ADP-ribosyltransferase activity. The annotation marks the transcript as partial. The record is from RefSeq and is a predicted model, not a curated record. NCBI's taxonomy places the organism in Eukaryota, Evosea, Mastigamoebida, Endamoebidae. The transcript has a single exon.